AGAGGUUCGGCAAUUUGGCGCCUUCGAAGAGAAACUGCAAAGCUAGUUGUUAUCAUUCGCAGAAAUUCUAUUUUUUAUGGCUUCAUCGAUCCGGAAGCUCUCUCACCUAUGUCAUAUGACGUCAUACAUAUGAAUAUUAAUGUACAUAAAAAUUUACUGACACAUGGUGUCACACAAUAUAGUUACAGCUUUUCCUCACUCAUAAACAUCACCAAUGAUCACCUCAAUUUAAAAGUGGCUCAGUCUUUUGUGUUCUCAGCCGCUAGGACGCCCACUCAAGGACAGGCCGUGUGUUUAUUCGUAUCACAUUCCGGGUGUACUUUGAAAACAGGUUCAUUCAGAGCAAACCAUGUUUGUCCAGGUAUAGUUGACACGCAGUGAAUCUUUCCGCCGCCUGAACGUCGUUUGACGUCGCCGAGAGAUUAGUGCUGUUCAGAGACUGCAGUUCAUCUCUGCCCGUGCAGUUGCUUUUCUGAAAAGUUUACAAUAAAACAAAUCACUAAGUAUGGUUGAGUUGGGGCCUACCUUUCACUGGGCCGACUACCUCAUCUUCACAUGCAUGCUGGCAACCUCGGCAGGCAUUGGCGUGUUUUAUGCCGUGAGAAGCAGGAGCCAAAACUCGUCUGGAGAAUACAUGCUGGCCAGUCGGCAGAUGAGUUUCUUCCCGGUGGCAAUGUCUCUCCUGGCCAGUCUUUUUACCGGCGUCUUCAUCCAAGGAAGUGUUGCUGAGACGUACUAUCGAGGAGCCAUCUUGCUGAUUGGUUCUAUUAUUCCACUUGUUAUAUCUGGCACUAUCUCAGGCCGUAUCUUCAUGCCCAAAUUCUAUGAGAUGAAACUCACAAGUGUAUACCAGUAUCUGGAUUUGCGUUUCAAUGUUCCUGUCAGAAACUGCUGUUUGCUGAUUGGGUAUCUAUACAUGAUCCUGCACUCGGGUGUUGCUACGUAUGCAGCAAGUGUUGUCCUGACAACGGUUACUAGGGGCAAGUUGAGCGUGCUUUUGAGUGCGGUGAUUCUCUCAGUAGUCUGUACCUUCUACACUGUCAUUGGUGGAAUCAAAGCCGUUUUAUGGGCAGACUGCUUCCAGAUGCUUUUGAUCUUCGCCUCUCUUUUGGCAGCAGUACUUCAGGGAGCAGUCACACUUGGCUAUACAGAGAUUUGGAAUUUGAACUUAGAGGGCGGUAGACUCAACCUUUUUGAAUUCAACCCCGAUCCAAGGCUGUACGCUUCUUUCUGGACCGUUUUUAUCGGAGGAACAUUCUCAUGGUUACCAACAAUGGCAGUGCUGCAGUAUCAAGUUCAACGAUACCUCACCUGCAAAAGUCAGAAAACUGCACACAUGUCAUUUGGAACUUUCAUCGCUGGGUGUAUUGCUGUAACGAUUCUCUGCGUUUUAGCCGGAAUGGCAUUAUACGCCCGUUACGCUGACUGUGAUCCAUUCUCCAGUGGCAGUUUGCCCAUCAAAGAUGGGCUUCUUCCGUACUACAUCUUAGAUGCUUUCAAGGAUCUUCCAGGUGUCCCAGGACUUUUUGUCUCCGGUCUUUGCAGUGCUGCUCUCAGCACCACUUCAUCCAUCUUGAAUUCCAUAGCAACAAUAACUGGAGAACACGUGAUCACUAAAAUCUGGAAAGAUCUUCCAGACAUGAAGUACUUGUUCAUCACCAAGAUGCUUGCGCUUUUCUUUGGUGCUCUAAAUAUCGGAACGGUGCUUUUGGUCUCAGCAUUCGGGGAACUUCUGCCGGCUUUGAUUGGCAUCAUCGGUGUAACUAAUGGCCCAGUUUGCGCGGUGUUCAUUCUGGGUUUCUUUUUCCGACGGGCAAAUGCAAAGGGAACCCUAGUCGGUUUCAUUACUGGGAUAGCUGUGGGUUUCUGGCUGUUUAUUGGCUCAGUCUUUUACCAACCACCGAUACCGUCUCUUUCACUGUCAACGGAGGACUGCCCAGAUGUCAUGACAAACACCUCAGUGAUUGUCACUACAAUGACCAUGGAUUUUGUAAACGUGACUGCGGCAGUUUCUCUACCACAGGCCAGUUCAAGUUCAAUCGUUGAGCUGUACAAGGUUUCUCGGAUCUGGUACCCAACCAUAUGCAUCCUGACGGUUUUGAUUGUUGGUAUUGUCGCCAGCCUAAUAUUUGACGCAUUCUUUGAUAGACCUAAAGUUGACUCCCUGUUGCUCUGGAAUUGGAGGAAAUCUUGCUGCUGUUGCCUCACAAGCCCAGCAACAGUAGACGAUGAGAAAUCACUCUUUGGCAUCACUAGCGACAUCAUGUCAGACAUUACCGUGGAAAACGGCGAACCAGCCGGUGUUGCUAAUCCUGCGUGUGUGGGAUGCGAAGUGUGCAAAUCACCCUCGAGAACGACUCACUUAUAAAUUGACAUUUAUAUCACAUCACUUAUUUACAAACAGCGUUUCCUGCUCUUUGUCGGCAGUCAAUAAAUGUUUUUCGAUUAUCGGUUGAUAAUUUGAAAAAUACAUUGCUUCUGAGCAAUACAGUGAGAGAUUUUAAAGUACAAAUUGGCAAUGUUGCAAUGGUAACGUUGGAAGGGAAUUAAGCGCACGAAUUCGGAAAAUGCGGUCAAAUUCUUCUGUUCCUGUAUCAUUAGAACUGUCUCUAACAUUUAAAGGAAAAUUGGGUCAUUUUAUGAAGUUCAUAUACUCGUAUAUCGAUUUGUAUCACUGAGACUGCUGUUUAAGUACACAGGUUUAUUUUCAGAAUAAUAGGGUAGCACUUUUACAAAGAGGGCUUCAUAAUAAUUUUUAUUUGGGUUUCAAGUACUGUGAUCAAGUCCUUGCUAUAAACAUGUAGUAUUUUCGCCAUGUGGUGAAAUGACUUUCGAAUAUUGUGUGAAGCAAUUGCAUUUGUAACAUAAUUUCUUUCUAACCCAUCAAAUUUACACAUUUUGAUUGCAGAUGUAUAUAGAAAUUUGCAGAACAACAUAAUGGUGUUUUUUUAAUUAGUGUUUGUGUGUUUACAUACUUGUACAUGCAUGGGCUUUCAUGAUACGGAAUUAACGUACAAGGGUCCAAAUUAAUAUUUACGACUUUGACACUGCUGUAGUGAACCAUUUAUGUUUUGUUUUAGUUUUCCCUGAUUAACAUUAGUGAUAUUUGAAAUACGCCUGUAUCAGACUGUGUAUAUGUAGCUAGUCAUGUAACUUAGAUUUUCAGGAAACGGCUGGAAUUUGAACAAUCCGCAUUAUUGUUUUUAACAUUAAAAAUAACGGGUUUGUCCGUCUGGAAGCAGAUUUUGUAACAAUCACACGAUGCAAUAUUUCCUGGCAACUGGGAGAAGUAGCUGCAGCAAGAUUGCAUUUUGCAGCAUGAAAUGUCUUGACUAAAUUUGAUAGAGGGCGCUACACAUAACAGCCCUUCACGUGUGUCGAUCUCUACGGCCCAGAACUCCACAGUCGAAUAUGAAACAGGAAAUGUUUUUUUUUUCCUGUGUGUUAUAGUACACAAACAUUUAUUUUAAAAAAUGGCAUAAGUCAGAUUUUUAUAUUUUACAACUAAAAUACAGCAUAUUUUUGGCAAACCAUUCUAUUGGGUCAGGCUUAACAAUGUUUACGUUAAGUUGUUUAAACAAAGCUUAAAAAUUAUAAAUUGUACAUAAAUCAGACAGUAAUUUAGCAGAAAUACAAAGUGAAUAUCGUCAUUAAAGAAAUGGUAAUAUUUCAAAUAAA
Molecule: messenger RNA, 3678 nt
Organism: Acanthaster planci (crown-of-thorns starfish)
Lineage: Eukaryota; Metazoa; Echinodermata; Asteroidea; Valvatida; Acanthasteridae
Product: sodium-coupled monocarboxylate transporter 1-like
Biological process (GO): transmembrane transport; sodium ion transport
Cellular component (GO): membrane
Molecular function (GO): symporter activity
Source: RefSeq, a predicted model, not a curated record